CGAAAAUGAAGGUUCUGUUCGUGUGCAUUGGCAACACAUGCCGGUCACCAAUGGCCGAGGCCAUACUGAAGCAUUUGGUAGUGAAACGGAAUCUGCAGGACUGGUAUGUGGACAGUGCUGGCCUCAGGAGUUGGAACGUUGGCCUGGAGCCCCAGGCACGUGGACAACAAUUGUUAAAACAGCAUGGUUUGAAAACAAACCACUUGGGUCGUAUGAUAAGCGCUCAAGACUUCUAUGACUUCGAUUACAUAUUCGCCAUGGACAAUAGCAACCUAUUGGAGCUUGAGCAUAUGGCUGCUUCUCUUACUCCCAGUCCGACAUGCAAGAUUCAAUUGCUGGGUAGCUAUAUUGGACGCAAGGAGGAUGAGAUCAUCGAGGAUCCAUACUUUAUUCAAGGCAUGGGAGGCUUUAAUGCUGCAUAUCUGCAGAUUCUGGAAAGCUGCGAACGAUUUCUGCAACAUUAUAAAUCGGAUGACAAGGAGUUAUCAUUAGGAAGUUAAUAGAAGUGUCAUCAUUCAUUGUUUGGUAUAGGGUUAUUUCCUAUUUCGUUGCUGAAUAAGUUCAUGUCCAGCUGACUAUUUCUUAUUAAAAAGAGCAAAUUGAAACUUAGCAC
Molecule: messenger RNA, 613 nt
Organism: Drosophila melanogaster (fruit fly)
Lineage: Eukaryota; Metazoa; Arthropoda; Insecta; Diptera; Drosophilidae
Gene: Argp
Product: arginine phosphatase
Exons: 4
Coding region: 6-500 (164 amino acids)
Cellular component (GO): cytoplasm
Molecular function (GO): protein arginine phosphatase activity; phosphoprotein phosphatase activity
Source: RefSeq, marked reviewed